Papaver somniferum (opium poppy) is the source of this 1233-nucleotide messenger RNA. RefSeq lists its product as uncharacterized. The record is from RefSeq and is a predicted model, not a curated record. Lineage: Eukaryota; Viridiplantae; Streptophyta; Magnoliopsida; Ranunculales; Papaveraceae. Bases 108 to 1193 code for a protein of 361 amino acids. The transcript is spliced from 2 exons.
AUAUAUAUACAACAAGAUUUCAUUUGUGACAUGAUCGACCUGCCAGUGCUGGUGUAUGCUUUCCAUCUACAACACAACACAAACUUGGGUUAUCCUUUUCAUUUUUCAUGGAGUACUAUAAGAAAAAUCAUCGAUUAAUCAGGGAACUCGUUAUAGCAGCGAUUCUAAUUGCGAGCGUAACAUACAUAUUUUUCUGCGCACCAGAAAAUAUCACAACAAAAUUCUCAUCGUUUCAGUUACACCAUUUAUCAAAUAAGACUGCACUUACAUCACCCAGAGAUGACCUCGAAAUUGCAUUGAAAGAAGCUUCAAUGGGAAGAAAUAAGACAGUGAUCAUAGCGUUAGUAAAUAAGGCAUAUGUGGAAGGAGAAAUAUCGAUGUUGAGUUUGUUUCUCGAGAGUUUUUGGCUUGGGGGAGAAAAUACUCGAUAUUUGGUUAAUCAUCUUCUUCUUGUUACUGUCGAUCAAACCGCAUACGAAAGAUGUAAAUUCUUACGGCUUCACUGUUAUAGACUUGUCACUGACGGGGUUGAUUUUGGUGGUGAAAAGUUAUACAUGUCCAGUGAUUUCAUCAAGAUGAUGUGGAGAAGAACACUUUUCCUCGGUGAUGUUCUUAAGCGCGGCUACAGCUUCGUUUUCACGGAUACCGACGUAAUGUGGUUAAACAACCCGUUUUUGAGAUUAAGUCCAGAUGAAAAUGAAGAUAUCCAAAUAAGUUCAGAUCAAUUCUAUGGCGAUCCUUGGUCUGAACAGAACCUAAUGAACACGGGCUUUUACUACGCUCGAUCGAAUAAUAAAACGAUUGCAUUGUUCGAUAAGUGGUACCAAAUGAAAGCCAAUUCAACUUAUACAAAUAUGAAAGAACAAGAUGUACUUGUAAGUUUGAUGAGAAAUGGGUUAUUUGGAGAACUAGGGAUGAAAGUAAGGUUCUUAGAAACCAUAUAUUUUAGUGGGUUUUGUGAAGAUAGUAGAGAUAUGAAUGUUGUCUGUACAGUUCAUGCAAACUGUUGUCGUAGCAUCCGUGCCAAAGUUUUUGAUUUAACUGUUGUGCUUCAAGAUUGGAGGAAGUUUAAGAGGGCUACUGCCAAGAAUAAGACGUCGUCGACUGUUGGAUAUUGGUCGGGACAUUUGGGUUGCUAUAAUUCAUGGGCGACUAAAAAUUCAACUAAGCAGAUAAAUACAACAGAAGAAUAAAACCAUCGUAGUGUAAACCAAGUAUUUGUAGAGAGGUAUG